GAAUCAGUGACAGAAGUUAAGACUGAAAAUAUACGUCACCAGUUUUGGCCCCGUGUCAGACACAGACAUGGAGUACACUAUAGAUGUCUUCUUUCGGCAGAGCUGGCUGGACGAGCGAUUAAAAUUUGACGGGCCUAUAAAAACUCUGCCUCUGAAUAACCUGUUGGCCAGCAAGAUCUGGACCCCAGACACCUUCUUCCACAAUGGAAAGAAAUCCGUUGCUCAUAACAUGACAACACCCAACAAACUGCUGAGACUCACUUAUAAUGGAACUCUACUGUACACUAUGAGGCUUACAAUUCAUGCUGAAUGCACAAUGCACCUAGAAGAUUUCCCAAUGGAUGUGUCCAUGCCUGCCCACUGAAAUUUGGAAGCUAUGCCUACCCCAGUACAGAAGUGGUUUAUGCUUGGACGAAUGGCUCUGACAAAUCAGUUGCCGUAGCCCCGGAUGGCUCUAGACUCAACCAAUAUGACCUGCUUGGCCUGGUGUUAGGAACUGAGACCAUCCGAUCGAGUACAGGUGAAUAUAUUGUCAUGACUACUCACUUCCACCUGAAGAGAAAAAUUGGAUACUUCGUUAUACAGACCUAUCUGCCGUGUAUAAUGACCGUCAUCCUGUCACAAGUGUCUUUCUGGCUUAACAGGGAGUCAGUCCCAGCCAGGACCGUGUUCGGAGUCACUACUGUUCUGACCAUGACGACACUGAGCAUCAGCGCACGGAACUCGCUGCCCAAGGUUGCCUACGCUACAGCAAUGGAUUGGUUUAUGGCGGUGUGCUAUACUUUUGUCUUCUCCGCACUUAUUGAGUUCGCUACAGUCAAUUAUUUCACUAAAAGGGGCUGGGCCUGGGAUGGUAAAAGAGCCCAGGAAGGCCAGACCUUCAAGAUAAAAGAACCUAUAAUCCUGACAAAGAAGUCCAACACGACCUACAACAUAGUGGGGACUACCUACACACUGAACAUCAAGGAACCGGCCUUGGCCACAAUUGCGAAGAACGCUGCUCUCCCACCUCCUCCUCUGUCUCCACCCCACGCUGAGCUAAAGUCAUCGGACGGCAAAAAGACUUACAACAGCGUAAGCCGCAUUGACAAGAUCUCACGCAUUGUCUUCCCUGUCUUGUUUGCAAUCUUUAAUCUGGUGUACUGGGCAACCUAUGUCAACCGAGAAUCAGCAAUCAAGGGAAUGAUUCCAAAAUAA
Staurois parvus is the source of this 1197-nucleotide messenger RNA. The record is from the annotation of a GenBank genome assembly. NCBI's taxonomy places the organism in Eukaryota, Metazoa, Chordata, Amphibia, Anura, Ranidae.